Paramuricea clavata is the source of this 267-nucleotide messenger RNA. Lineage: Eukaryota; Metazoa; Cnidaria; Anthozoa; Malacalcyonacea; Plexauridae. The record is from the annotation of a GenBank genome assembly.
AUGGAGCUCUUACGCUUUGAGCGGGACUUAGAACGUGAGAGGGAGGAGAGAGAAAUCAGAAGAGAGGAGCGUAGACAACGAGCUAGAUUUGAGGAUAGGGCGUUUGAGGUAGAACUAGAGAAAGAAAGAGUUAAAACUCCAUCAGUUUCCGGAUGCUCGGGAAAAUUUGUUAAAGUGCGAGAAAUGAGGGAGACUGAAGAUAUCGAUGAUUAUUUUCGGAUUUUUGAAAUGACGGUUAAAACACAGCAAAUCCCACGGUCAGAAUGA